Fulvia fulva is the source of this 996-nucleotide messenger RNA. RefSeq lists its product as uncharacterized. The transcript has a single exon. The record is from RefSeq and is a predicted model, not a curated record. Bases 1 to 996 code for a protein of 331 amino acids. Lineage: Eukaryota; Fungi; Ascomycota; Dothideomycetes; Mycosphaerellales; Mycosphaerellaceae.
AUGCCCAAUCUUCGCCUCAACAUCACCUGGGCUGCACCAGUCGCCAUCGACAAGCUUGGUGCCUGUGUCGAGGCGUAUGUCACCUCGCAGCCAGCUAUCAACACGCUUCGUCUAUGUAACCGCUAUGGCUCUGGCGAGAAUGCCGCUAUCAACAAGCUUCCAGUCGAGCUAGUGGAGCACAUCGAAGGCUACUACAUGGCAGACCGGCGGUCGCAGCUCCUGGCAGAGUGGAAGCUGGAGCUUGCCUGCUGGAAGGCCACUUGUAGUCCUCUCGAGCACCUGGACGACGAGGAUGAGAUCGAAAACAUCAUGGAGGAAUACAAGUGCAAUAUUGACCUGGAGUGCUAUAUGGAGAACAACGACGAGGAGAAUAUGGGAAUGCUCGAGGAGCAUCUGAUUGAAGAGCGCGACAUAGGUCCAGAGCCCCUACCACCAUACACAGGCGAAGACAGUUGGCGAACCGUUCACGUGGCGAGGAAAUUGAGCUGGGAGAAGAAGACUGGCUCUCCAGGUCACAGAGAAGUGAGCCAACUUGACAUGUACAAUACCGUGCUCAAGAAGCAUUUCGGUCUUGAAGUCUGGACCUCCCAUGUACAAAACAAAGUACAGUAUCCAAAUCGGUGGGACGACACCCCUGUUGGCCGCCACACGGUCGGCUAUUUGUGCCUCGCAGGUGGACACAGCAGCGACCACGACUUGAAGCUGGAAGAGAAGACAUUCGAUGAUCUCGAGUACAUGGACACUAUGCAGAUCCCCAGCGAGCAUAUGUCUGCUCAUGUAUUCAUGCGUGGCAAAGACGCGAUAAGCCUCCCCGCGGCCCGCUUCAUUCACGCAAUGAAAGUGCUCAACCUGAAGCCGACCAAGGGUCGACUCCGAGAAGACAAGCCUGCGAGCAUGCCAGCGCAAUCGCCUGGCAAGGAGAAAACAGCGGAGGUUCCACUGUGGCCGCGGGUGUUGGUACUGGCAUCUCAAGGCAGAAGCUUUUCCGAGUGCUGA